Halteromyces radiatus is the source of this 739-nucleotide messenger RNA. RefSeq names its product CybS-domain-containing protein. Gene Ontology annotation, biological process: mitochondrial electron transport, succinate to ubiquinone; tricarboxylic acid cycle. Gene Ontology annotation, molecular function: heme binding; ubiquinone binding. Lineage: Eukaryota; Fungi; Mucoromycota; Mucoromycetes; Mucorales; Cunninghamellaceae. The transcript is spliced from 3 exons. The record is from RefSeq and is a predicted model, not a curated record. Bases 44 to 607 code for a protein of 187 amino acids. Gene Ontology annotation, cellular component: mitochondrial envelope; membrane.
UUUUUCCUUUCUUUCUUUAUUAUCUCUCUGUAAAAUACCAUCCAUGCUACGACCAACCACUAAUUUGACAAGAUUGACUUUACGGUCUUCAUCAUUACCGUUCACCAUAGUGAGACGCUCUUAUUCUGCAACCAAGCAAUCUGAUGUCAAAUCGACCUCUGAUAAACCAGUAGAGACCACCAUUCAACCCGAUAUUACCACUGUCAAUGACGAUCUUGUGAAAUCAAACGAUACAGCUCAAGAAACAUAUGAAGAACGGGAAAAACGUAUGAAACGAAAUGAAAUAGGUUAUGCAUUUGGAGCAAAUCAUUGGAAUCUGGAACGAGCAUCUGCGGUGGCUUUAGUACCCUUAUUGAGUACACAAUUCAUCUAUGGUGCGCAUCCCAUUGUUGAUGGUUUGGUGAGUGUGGUCCUUCCUUAUCAUAUCUAUAUGGGUUUUGAUUCAUGUAUCACCGAUUAUAUCCCCAAGCGUGUCUAUCCUCGCGGCUACAAAGCUGCUAUGCUCUCUCUCAAGGUAUCUAUGGCAUUGACUAUUUGGGGUUGUUAUGAAUUCAAUACAAACGAUGUGGGUAUCACUGAAGCAAUUCAACGUAUUUGGACCGCCUAGGCACUUGUUAUUAUCCCCCCCCUGUACUUGUAUCUUUUUUUGAUUCUUCCCUUUUAGUAUUAGAUAUAUAUAUCAUCAUCAUUCAAUCACAAAAUACAGUUUGGAAAUAAAUAUAUAAAUUAUUUGUAAAUA